AUGGCCCUCCGCGGGUCGCUCCGGCCGCGCAAAGUUCGCAGGAGGCGAGAGAUGCUGCCGCAGCAAGUUGGCUUCGUGUGCGCGGUGCUGGCCCUGGUGUGCUGUGCGUCCGGCCUCCUUGGCAGCUUGGGGCAUAAAACAGCUUCUGCUAGCCAACGGGUUCUGCCAGACACAUGGAGAAGUAGAAAGCUGAUGGCAUCCGUGAAUGGGACUCAGACAGCAAAGAAUUGCACAGAUCCUGCGAUUCACGAGUUCCCCACAGACCUGUUCUCCAACAAGGAGCGACAACACGGAGCCGUCCUGCUGCAUAUCCUCGGUGCUCUGUACAUGUUCUAUGCCUUGGCCAUAGUCUGUGAUGACUUUUUUGUUCCGUCUCUGGAGAAGAUCUGUGAGAAGCUCCAUCUGAGUGAAGAUGUGGCGGGAGCCACUUUCAUGGCCGCAGGAAGCUCGACGCCCGAGCUGUUUGCCUCUGUUAUUGGUGUGUUCAUCACCCAUGGAGACGUAGGCGUGGGGACCAUCGUGGGCUCUGCGGUGUUCAACAUCCUGUGUAUAAUCGGCGUUUGUGGAUUAUUCGCGGGGCAGGUGGUCCGUCUGACGUGGUGGGCUGUGUGCCGAGACUCCGUGUACUACACCCUCUCUGUCAUAGUGCUCAUUGCGUUCAUAUAUGAUGAAGAAAUUGUGUGGUGGGAAGGCCUGGUUCUCAUCAUCUUGUACGCGUUUUACAUUCUGAUCAUGAAGUACAAUGUGAAGAUGCAGGCCUUUUUCACCAUCAAACAAAAGACCAUUGCCAAUGGCAAUACCGUCAACAGUGAGCUGGAGGAUGGUAAUGAUUACUGUGAUAGUAGCUCUGACGACCCCUCCGUGCCGUUGCUGGGGCGAGUGAAGGAGGAGCCUCAGUACAGCAAAAACCCAGUGGUGAUGGUGGACGAGGUCAUGAGCUCCAGUCCUCCCAAGUUCAGCUUCCCGGAGGCGGGCUUACGCAUCAUGAUCACCAACAAAUUUGGGCCCAGGACCCGACUGCGGAUGGCCAGCAGGAUCAUAAUUAAUGAGCGGCAGAGACUGAUCAACUCAGCGAACGGUGCCAACAGCAAGCCACUUCAGAACGGGAGACACGAAAACAUUGAGAAUGGGAAUGUUCCCGUGGAAAACCCCAGCGACCCACCACGGGAACAGGAGCCGCAGCCCCCACCACCGCCGCCUCCUCCAGAGCCGGAGCCAAUUGAGUCUGCCUUCCUGUCCCCCUUCUCCAUGCCCGAGGCAAGAGGGGACAAGGCCAAGUGGGUAUUUACCUGGCCACUCAUCUUCCUCCUGUGCGUCACCAUCCCUAACUGCAGCAAGCCCCGCUGGGAGAAGUACUUCAUGGUUACCUUCAUCACGGCCACGUUGUGGAUCGCUGUCUUCUCCUACCUGAUGGUGUGGUUGGUGACUAUUAUUGGAUACACGCUUGGGAUCCCAGAUGUCAUCAUGGGCAUUACUUUCCUGGCAGCGGGCACGAGUGUUCCAGACUGCAUGGCCAGCUUAAUUGUGGCAAGACAAGGCCUUGGUGACAUGGCAGUCUCAAACACCAUAGGAAGCAACGUGUUUGACAUCCUAGUGGGACUCGGCAUACCGUGGGGCCUGCAGACCAUGGUCAUUAACUAUGGGUCCACGGUGAAGAUCAACAGCCGGGGUCUGGUCUAUUCCGUCGUGCUGUUGCUGGGCUCUGUCGCUCUCACAGUCCUCGGCAUCCACCUCAACAAGUGGAGACUGGACCGGAAGCUGGGCAUCUGCGUGCUGGCCCUCUAUGCCGUCUUCUUGUGCUUCUCCAUAAUGAUAGAAUUCAACGUCUUCACCUUUGUCAACUUGCCCAUGUGCCGAGAAGACGAUUAAAGGCACUGCCCCCCCAUCCCCUGCCCCGGGAGCUGUUCUGGACUCUGGCACCGGUGUCCCUGCUCUCUCCCUGUCCCCCACCGCGAACCUCUCCUGCCUCGGUGGUCGCUGUCUGUUCUGCCACAUGCUGGAAGGAAGAGCCGUCGUGGUCUUUGUCCGGGCGCGAGCAAGGCCACUGGGUGUCCUUCUCCUCCUCCUCGGAGUUCUGCCCUCCACACACGAGGCAAGAUCCAGGGGGCACCGUCCGGGCCACCUGGCAGACCCCUGAGCGGGCAGCCACAGGGAUGUGGCGUGUGCCUUGCCUCUCUCAGACACUUCAGUGAGGACUUCUGUAUGCAAUGUGUCUUCCUGUCGCCAGGUGGCCUCAGAAGUGAGGCGGCUGGGAGAACAUGAGGUCCCUGGGGGCCAGUGCAAAACAGGAAUGUCACUCUCCAGUGUCACCUCUGGGCCAGAGGGAGUGAGUCCCUCCGGCCUCAUAUGCUCCUCAGGCCCUCUGACCUCGGCUGGAAACACUCACAGUUUGAGGGGACAGGGCCUUACCCUGCUGAGGGUUUUGGGGGGCCCCUAAGGACAAACAUUCUGCCCCUUUCUCUGGAAAACUCGGAAGCAUGGAAAGAGCGUCUCACAGCCAGAAGGAGGAAACACGCGUGAAUUUUUCUUAUCACUUGUAUUGAGGUGUUCAGAGAUUGAGCAACGAAAUAUUAAAAAUAAAAUGUCCUAUAGAUCAUCAUACUUGAAAAAAAAAAUCGCAUUCCAUACAAAAAGGUCAUGCUGGGGACCAAAAAGGUAACCGUUCAUGGAAAACGAACCCUAUGUGUACCGUGUUGCACUGACACUGAGACGUUUGGUUUGGAAUGUAGAAAAGCAUGAAAGACUCACAUCGAUCUGGGUGCUAAUUCAGAGACACAGCAGAGAUGCUUGCCUGGACCCAUACAUUCCAGACCUUCCGUGUGAUGCGGCGCGACGUCCAGGUGGGGUUGUCGUUCCUUUGUUAAAUGCUCUCCUCUCAUAAGCUACCCUGUUGCAAGACUCAAUUGUCUCUGUGCCCAGCAAAUUUCGUAGCCUGCUGAGCUGGAACGAGCAUGCCACACGUAAUAGGUAAGAGCAAGAAGAGAGAUUGCCUAAAACACAAAGAAUCGCUCUCAGUUCCCGGAGGCAAGUAUGAAAACCAUAACUUGGCAUUUUUUCGGGCUCGGUUUCUUGAGCCUUAGAGUUGGCUGCCUGUGAAGGGCCAAGGAUGGGAGGCAGAAUCACGAAGAGAUAGAAAAAAUAUUAAACAGUUUUCACCUGCUUCGUAGCUCUCAGAUCUAUAUUAAAAAGAUUUAUGAACACAAACCAUUCGUGGUUUCUGAAAAGAAAGCACAAUUCAUUUUAUAUAGAGGGGUUUUUUUCUUAUUUUUUUAAUAUUUCUAUUGCAAAAGUCUAUCAGAGUUGAUGCACUUUUAAUAACUGGGGUAUUUUGCACAAUGUUUGGGAACUGCCCCGGACAGGGUGAGGAAAGAAGGUUUUUAGCGACUCACCAAGGAUCAGUCAUGGGUGAUGAGCUGAAAAUGCAAUAGCUAAUUCCUUCCUGAAACCCAAAGGUUGUGACCUGAGAUGGAAUUUAUUGCUGCGCCUGCUAAGGCCUCCUGAAUUUCAGAAGGAGGAGGUGCUCACGGCUUCUUUCAGUGAGCACAGCCUAAGACAGGAGGGAACUCGGUCACCAGGCUUCUGUUCUGGAUCCUAUCAGUGUUAGUAGCUACACCAUACUAAAGCUCCUCUAUUGUUUCUCUACCUAGAUCGGGCUCAGUGGUCUUCAAGUUGAGGCUGAAGGUGAUUUUCCUAAGAAAUUAGCUCAGUGGGAGGCCAGGGAGUCAGUGGGAUCAUUGGUAUAAACUGGACGUGGCCGGAACUGCCGUUUGUUGUAAGGAGGGAUGAUUCUCCCCGCUUCACAGAGAAUGCAGACUUGGGAGAGAUCACAUGACUCUAGGCCAGUUCUCAGUAAGUAGCAGACCAGGAGCCAAGCUCCCAGGCAUCACCCCUCCCUGGGCAGCCAGUGGGUUGGCCAUCCUUGGCGGGGGGCAGGUAGAGACAUAGCCUUGCCCUUGUGCUCAGUUCUCAUUGUUUAAGUUAAAACUUCAGCAAAUAUUUAAUUGACUCCUGGUGGCCCAGCAUAGAUCCUAAUAGCUGUCCCUGUUUUUUUUCCUGAUAAAGACGAAAAGAUAUUUUUAACUACAAGGCACAGGCCACGUGGACCCUGAUGAUGUCCGUGCUGGUGUUCACGUCUCUGAAUCCUUGUGUGGCUUUCAGAAAAGCAUCCUAAUUACCUGCCUCUUCCUUCAGUAGGGUCCCUUUGAGAUGACACAGUAGCCUACAGUUGCAGUUUGAGAGUUUAAAAAAAAAAUAUAUAUAUAUAUAUAUAGUGUUUCUAGGACCUAGAGCACUCCUGCUGGCGAAAUUCUCUUUUGACUCUAAUGUGCCAAUGUAACUUCCUUAAAGGAUCUAUGUAUUUAUUGUAUCUAGGAAACUAUAUAUACACUGUAGAUGAAUAAUUCUCUUUUUUAACUAAAUAUUUUUCCAUCACAAGUUUAAAGGAUUGCUUAAUUAAUUAGGCCUUCAUUUUCAAAUGAUAGUUUUAUCACUACGCAGGAUUAUAUCCUUUAUUUUAUUCCCGAAGCUAAUUAGCAUGAGGUAAUGACUCUGCUUCAAAAAAAAAAAUAAAAUAAAAAAGGCAAUUAAAAAAAUAAAUUUAGCUCUUCUCCUUGGGAGCAGAAAAGAAAAAAUGAACCAUGGUACUGAGAUGGAAAAUGCAUGUAGAAUCAGUAGCAGGUAGUUCCUGCCCUUUUCUAGUCUGGAAUUUGCCCUUACCAGCUCGAGUAGGGACAGGGUUGUUAGGGGUGCAGUGUCUAAAAGCCUGGCCCUGGAGGAAGGUUCUGGGUCAGCUGGUGGGAAGACUCAUGGUGAAGGGCACGGCGAGCAGAGCAGGGCAGAGUCAUUAUCCUUCCCAGAACCUGCUCGUCUGCUAGUCUCUGAAUCUCACCCAUGGGCACAGACCCCGCUGCUCAUUGUCUGCGCCCCACACACAUCUGUUAGGGCUACGUCUUUCUUCUUCCUGGCAAUCCCCUGCUUUUACAGACCCAAGCAGUUGAGAAGGCAGAACCCCCCCCCCCCCGAGCCAGGUUAAACCAGGUGGCCAGCAUGCACGUCACUCUAGGGCAAUCCUGCAGACCCCAACCAGAGACCCCCUCCUGGACUGCCCAGCAGUCUAGGUCCCCAAGAAAGAAACUGACCCUCCUCUUCCCUUUUGAUGAGGAUUGCAAGCCUGACCACAUCAGCUGGAGCCUAGCCCUCAGGGAAUGCCGGACUCCAUACACGGGCUGGGAAUCUGGGAAGAGUGAGGGCAGCUGCUUGCCUGCUGCCCUUCCGUCCUCCUAGCAUUUCUCCUGCCAGAGUCCUAGGGCCCCGCCCUCUCCUUAAGGUGGGGGUAGACAGAGGUGAGAUGGGUGAGAUGGCCUGGGGAAGGGUCAGUUCUGUACCCCUCCCCCCCGUACAGAGGUGGGAAGUGAAGGAGAGCCCCAGCCCCAGUGGCUGAAGCUGCUUCCAUGCCUUGCCCUCCUUCCCUGGCAUGAGAUGGGCCAGUGGGGUUCAGGCACGGGAACAGUGCAAGUGCUGCCUGCCAUGCGUGGAGACUUUCUCCUGUGGGUCAGCAGGACAGAAGCAGAGACCCCACAGCUGGGGCUAGUGCUCCU
Neogale vison (American mink) is the source of this 5597-nucleotide messenger RNA. RefSeq names its product solute carrier family 24 member 4 (gene SLC24A4). Gene Ontology annotation, biological process: intracellular calcium ion homeostasis; calcium ion transmembrane transport; sensory perception of smell. Gene Ontology annotation, molecular function: calcium channel activity; calcium, potassium:sodium antiporter activity. The transcript has 17 exons. The record is from RefSeq and is a predicted model, not a curated record. Gene Ontology annotation, cellular component: membrane. NCBI's taxonomy places the organism in Eukaryota, Metazoa, Chordata, Mammalia, Carnivora, Mustelidae. Bases 1 to 1869 code for a protein of 622 amino acids.